Mesitornis unicolor (brown roatelo) is the source of this 1342-nucleotide messenger RNA. RefSeq names its product cleavage stimulation factor, 3' pre-RNA, subunit 2, 64kDa (gene CSTF2). NCBI's taxonomy places the organism in Eukaryota, Metazoa, Chordata, Aves, Mesitornithiformes, Mesitornithidae. The record is from RefSeq and is a predicted model, not a curated record. Gene Ontology annotation, biological process: mRNA 3'-end processing. Bases 1 to 1338 code for a protein of 445 amino acids. Gene Ontology annotation, molecular function: mRNA binding. The transcript is spliced from 10 exons. Gene Ontology annotation, cellular component: mRNA cleavage and polyadenylation specificity factor complex.
AUGGCCCGAGCACCACAGGGCGAAGCAGUGGUGGCUCUCUCCUCACUAUGCAGGCUGGUAUACGACAGAGAGACGGGAAAGCCGAAGGGCUAUGGCUUCUGUGAGUACCAAGACCAAGAGACAGCCCUCAGUGCCAUGCGGAACCUGAACGGGCGAGAGUUCAGUGGGAGGGCCCUGCGUGUGGACAAUGCGGCCAGUGAGAAGAACAAGGAGGAGCUGAAGAGCUUGGGCACAGGUGCACCCAUCAUAGAGUCACCCUACGGGGACCCUGUCAAUCCUGAAGAUGCCCCUGAGUCCAUCAGCCGGGCAGUAGCCAGCCUGCCGCCCGAACAGAUGUUUGAGCUGAUGAAACAGAUGAAGCUGUGCGUCCAGAACAGUCCCCAGGAAGCCAGGAACAUGCUGCUCCAGAACCCCCAGCUGGCUUACGCUCUGCUGCAGGCCCAGGUGGUCAUGAGGAUUGUCGACCCAGAGAUUGCGCUGAAAAUCCUGCAUCGCCAGACCAGUGUUCCUCCUCUGAUCCCAGGCAACCAGCAGCCAGUGCCGGGACCGGGACCGGGGCCUGGGCCAGGGCCAAAUGCCCAGCUGAACCCACAGAAUACCCCUGCGUCCCAGCCGCAGCCCAUAGGUGGGAUGCACGUGAAUGGCGCUCCUCCUCUGAUGCAGCCGCCCCUGCAGGGAGGAGUGCCAGCCCCAGGACAGAUGGCAGCCCCAGUGCAGGGCCCAGGCCCUGGCCCUAUGGCUCCAGGAGGUGGGAUGCAGCCGCAGGUUGGGAUGCCGGGUGGAGGGCCUGUCCCCUUGGAGCGCGGACAAGUUGGGAGAGAUCCCCGAGGACUGGAGCCACGAGGAUUGGAGCCACGAGGGCUGGAGCCCAGGGUGAUGGAGGCUCGAGCUCUGGAGGCACGAGGCUUGGAGCCCCGGGUCCUGGAGCCACGAGUGCUGGAAGCCAGGGCCAUGGAGGCCAGGGUCAUGGAGUCCCGGGGCCUGGAGCCUCGAGGGCCUGUUCCCAACCCACGUGGCCCCAUGCCUGGUGGGAUACAAGGUCCUGGGCCACUUAACAUGGGAGCCAGUGGCCCACAGGGGCCCCGCCAGGUUCCUAACAUGGCAGGAACAGGCAUGCAGGGAGGAGGCAUUCCUGGGGCAGGGGUCCAAGGAGCUGGUCAGCCUGGAGGAUUUAGCCCUGGACAGAGCCAGGUCACGCCCCAGGAUCACGAGAAGGCAGCACUGAUCAUGCAGGUUCUGCAGCUGACGGCAGACCAGAUUGCCAUGCUGCCACCAGAGCAACGGCAGAGCAUCCUUAUCCUAAAGGAGCAAAUCCAGAAGUCCACAGGGGCACCCUGACAGG